Messenger RNA from Chaetomium fimeti, 1694 nucleotides. RefSeq lists its product as uncharacterized. Bases 390 to 1559 code for a protein of 389 amino acids. The transcript is spliced from 2 exons. The record is from RefSeq and is a predicted model, not a curated record. NCBI's taxonomy places the organism in Eukaryota, Fungi, Ascomycota, Sordariomycetes, Sordariales, Chaetomiaceae.
GUGUAGUUCUCAUUCGAAAGUUCUCAAAAAAGACCUUGGAGUCUUGAACCGGUGACCAAUCGCAACCCCUGAACCCCUGAAUUCAAGGCGACCACUUACACGCCGCCACACAAUGUCGGGCGUCAAUUGCCUUGUGGAACCAUGAAAGAUUUGCCACCGAAUAUGUGCUGUUCCAAUGCGGAGCUUACAAGUCGAUGUAGAGUCAUCGUCCAAGAAGACCAGACGUCAGGUUUCAGGGGGUGCUACUAUUUCUACUCGUAGUAGUAAGGCAUCACGCGACAAUAAACACGUCUUGACUUUACAACGUCUUCUCCUCCGAGAUUCUUGCUCUCUUUUGGUUUUGAGUUUCAAAGAGAACCAACUUGUUCCAACAUCUUGGACUAUCUUGUAUGAUUUACUGUGCAAGCAUGGGAAACGACGUAUCCCGCCCAGCCUCGCGGGGCCUCAAGGGCUCAGCACAAGCGAAUGCUCUGCCGCCUACACCAGAGCCGACUCCAGUGAAGGAGUUUCGCCCAAGUACCUCAACACCCAGCAUGAAUCUGCCGACAGCAUACGAGCCUCUCACACCACCACCAUCUGGGGACUCAAAACAACCAGAAGCUUCAGAACUCACCCGCCCGAGACCAGCCUCACCGCCAACAUCCCCGGAUCCACGAAGCCCAACACUAUCCCCAACCCUUCUCGGCACGCCAACACCAGGCUCCUCAUUCUCAUUCAGCCAAUCGACCCACAGUCCCCCCAGCACACCCUGCUCCCACUGCCACCGCCGCAUCUCCCGCCUCCAGCAGAGCCCUCAACGGCGCAAACCACAACCCCGCUCCCCGCCCGCACAAUGCGGCCACGCCCUCUGCCACCGCUGCCUGCGCACCGCCCUCCUCACCUCGCUCUCAAGGGACCCCUUCACUCCAGCGCGCUGCCCGACCCGGACCUCCCCUCCCAAUACCCCUAACCGAAGCCCAAACUCAAACUCAAAUUCAAACUCAACCUCACCCUGCGCCACCCCCCUCCCGCUCCCCACCCUCGGCGCCGUGGCCACCGCGCCCGAGUUCCUCGCCUACCGCCACAAGCUGCGCGAGAUGCACACGCCGCCGGAGCGCCGCUUGUACUGUCACGACCGGGAGGGGUGCGGCAUGUUUUUGGGGAUGGGGGUGGGUGUUCCGGAAGUUGGGUGUAGGGGAGGAGGAGGGGCUGUUGGGGUGGAAAAGAUGGAAGGGGUGGAAGGGGUGGAAGGGAUGGAGGGGACGGAGAGUCAGGGGACGGAGAGUCAGGGGAUGGAGAGUCAGGGGACGGAGAGUCAGGGGACGGAGAGUCAGGGGACGGAGAGUCAGGGGAUGGAGAGUCAGGGGCAGGAGAAAGGGAAGGGGGUUGGGCGGGGCCGGGUCGCGGCCCUGGUGUGUCCGCUUUGUGGGGGGAGGACGUGUAGUGGGUGCGGGGGAAGGGCGCAUCGUUUUGGAGGGGAGGUUACGGGGAGUCCGAAGGAUAAAAUGGGGAGGAGGCGGAGGAGGUCGUCUGGCUUGAGGACGAAUAAGAGAAAGGAGAAACAAGUUGGCGGGGGAUAAUCGUGUUGUCCAUCAAGGAUAUGAGCCGCGGUGUUGGACUAAAUACCACCACACACAUGUGAUAUAUAGCAAAUGUGAGCAUAAGCGACCGCUACAUCAGAGCGUUUGUUAAAGUGAUAGCACGAUUACCUUCAA